Messenger RNA from Callorhinus ursinus (northern fur seal), 9365 nucleotides. It is a transcript of the gene DSP, whose product is annotated as desmoplakin. Gene Ontology annotation, molecular function: structural molecule activity; protein binding. Gene Ontology annotation, cellular component: plasma membrane; intercalated disc; intermediate filament. The record is from RefSeq and is a predicted model, not a curated record. NCBI's taxonomy places the organism in Eukaryota, Metazoa, Chordata, Mammalia, Carnivora, Otariidae. Gene Ontology annotation, biological process: skin development; intermediate filament cytoskeleton organization; wound healing.
AUGAGCUGCAACGGAGGCUCCCACCCGCGGAUCAACACGCUGGGCCGCAUGACCCGCGCCGAGUCCGGUCCCGACCUGCGCUACGAGGUGACCUGCGGCGGCGGCGGCGGCGGCGGCGGGGGAGGCGGCGGCGGCGGCGGGGGCACCACCAGCAGGAUGUACUACUCCCGGCGCUGCACGGUCACCGACCAGAACUCGGACGGCUACUGUCAAACCGGUACCAUGUGCAGGCACCAGAACCAGAACACCAUCCAAGAACUUCUCCAGAACUGCGCGGAUUGUCUGAUGCGGGCAGAGCUGAUCGUGCAGCCGGAACUGAAAUACGGAGAUGGAAUACAGCUGGCUCGGAGCAGAGAACUGGAUGAGUGUUUUGCCCAGGCCAAUGAUCAGAUGGAAAUUACCGAUAGCUUGAUCAGAGAGAUGCGACAGAUGGGCCAGCCCUGUGAUGCUUAUCAGAAAAGACUGCUUCAGCUCCAGGAGCAAAUGCGAGCCCUUUAUAAAGCCAUCAGUGUCCCUCGAGUCCGAAGGGCCAGCUCUAAGGGUGGUGGAGGGUACACCUGUCAGAGUGGCUCUGGGUGGGAUGAAUUCACCAAGCGCCUCACCAGCGAAUGUCUGGGGUGGAUGAGACAGCAGAGGGCGGAGAUGGAUCUGGUGGCCUGGGGCGUGGACCUGGCCUCCGUGGAGCAGCACAUCAGCAGCCACAGAAGCAUCCACAACUCCAUCGGGGACUAUCGCUGGCAACUGGACAAAAUCAAAGCCGACCUGCGUGAGAAAUCUGCCAUCUACCAGUUGGAGGAGGAGUAUGAAAACCUGCUGAAAGCGUCCUUUGAGAGGAUGGAUCACCUACGACAGCUGCAGAACAUCAUCCAGGCCACGUCCCGAGAGAUCAUGUGGAUCAAUGACUGUGAGGAGGAGGAGCUGCUCUAUGACUGGAGUGAUCGGAACACCAACAUUGCCCAGAAGCAGGAGGCCUUCUCUAUACGCAUGAGCCAACUGGAAGUUAAGGAAAAAGAGCUCAAUAAGCUUAAACAAGAAAGUGACCAACUUGUCCUCAAUCAGCAUCCGGCUUCAGACAAAAUUGAGGCCUAUAUGGACACUCUUCAGACACAGUGGAGCUGGAUUCUUCAGAUCACCAAGUGCAUUGACGUUCACCUCAAAGAAAAUGCUGCCUACUUUCAGUUUUUUGAAGAGGCCCAGUCAACCGAAGCCUACCUGAAGGGCCUUCAGGACUCCAUCAGAAAGAAGUACCCCUGUGAUAAGAACAUGCCCCUGCAGCGCCUGCUGGAACAGAUCAAAGAGCUGGAGAAAGAACGAGAGAAAAUCCUCGAAUACAAGCGUCAGGUACAGAACUUGGUAAACAAGUCCAAGAAGAUCGUGCAGCUGAAACCACGGAACCCAGACUAUAGAAGCAACAAACCCAUUAUUCUCAGGGCUCUCUGUGACUACAAACAAGACCAGAAAAUCGUGCACAAAGGGGAUGAGUGCAUCCUGAAGGACAAUAAUGAGCGCAGCAAGUGGUACGUGACGGGUCCUGGAGGUGUGGACAUGCUCGUCCCUUCUGUCGGUCUGAUUAUCCCUCCUCCGAAUCCUCUGGCCAUAGACCUCUCUUGCAAGAUUGAGCAGUACUAUGAGGCCAUCUUGGCUCUGUGGAACCAGCUGUACAUCAACAUGAAGAGCCUGGUGUCCUGGCACUACUGCAUGAUCGACAUCGAGAAAAUCAGGGCCAUGACCAUCGCCAAGCUGAAAACGAUGCGGCAGGAAGAUUACAUGAAGACAAUAUCUGACCUUGAGCUGCAUUACCAAGAGUUCAUCAGGAACAGCCAGGGCUCGGAGAUGUUUGGAGAUGAUGAUAAGCGGAAGAUGCAGUCUCAGUUCACGGAUGCCCAGAAGCACUACCAGACCCUGGUCAUACAGCUCCCUGGUCACCCCCAGCACCAGACAGUAACCACAACUGAAAUCACUCAUCAUAGUUCCUGCCAAGAUCUCAACCAUAAUAAAGUGAUUGAAACCAACAGAGAAAAUGACAAGCAGGAAACAUGGAUGCUGAUGGAGCUCCAGAAGGUUCGCAGGCAGAUGGAACACUGUGAGAGCAGAAUGACCCUUAAAAACAUCCUUCUAGCCGACCAAGGGUCUACGCACCACAUCACAGUGAAAAUAAAUGAGCUCAAGAGUGUGCAGAAUGAUUCUCAAGCAAUUGCUGAAGUUCUCAACCAGCUCAAAGAUAUGCUAGCGAACUUCAGAGGUUCAGAAAAAUACUGCUAUUUACAGAAUGAGGUAUUUGGACUGUUCCAGAAACUGGAAAACAUCAAUGGUGUUACAGAUGGCUACUUAAACAGCUUAUGCACGGUGAGAGCUCUACUCCAGGCUAUCCUGCAGACAGAAGACAUGCUGAAGGUGUACGAAGCCAGACUCACCGAAGAGGAAACCGUGUGCCUGGAUCUGGAUAAAGUGGAAGCUUACCGCUGUGGGCUGAAGAAAAUCAAAAAUGACUUGAACUUGAAGAAGUCCUUGUUGGCCACAAUGAAGACAGAGCUGCAGAAAGCCCAGCAGAUCCACUCCCAGACCUCACAGCAGUAUCCACUCUAUGGCCUGGAUCUGGGCAAGUUCAGUGACAAAGUCACACAGCUGACAGACCGCUGGCAAAAAAUAGAUAAACAGAUAGACUACAGACUGUGGGACUUGGAGAAACAAAUUAAGCAACUGAGGAAUUACCGUGAUAACUAUCAGGCUUUCUGCAAGUGGCUCUAUGAUGCCAAACGCCGCCAGGAUUCCUUAGAAUCCAUGAAGUUUGCUGACUCCAACACAGUCAUGCGAUUUUUGAAUGAGCAGAAGAACUUGCACAAUGAAAUAUGUGGCAAACGAGACAAAUCAGAAGAAGUACAAAAAAUUGCCGAACUUUGUGCAAAUUCGAUUAAGGAUUAUGAACUCCAGCUUGCAUCAUACACCUCAGGCCUGGAGACUCUGCUGAACAUACCUAUCAAGAGAACCAUGGUGCAGUCUCCCUCUGGUGUGAUUCUGCAAGAGGCUGCUGAUAUGCACGCUCGGUACAUAGAACUACUUACAAGGUCUGGAGACUACUAUAGAUUCUUAAGUGAGAUGCUGAAGAGUUUGGAAGAUAUGAAGCUGAAAAAUACCAAGAUUGAAGUUUUGGAAGAGGAGCUCAGACUGGCCCGGGAUGCCAAUUCUGAAAACUGCAACAAGAACAAAUUCCUGGAUCAGAACCUGCAGAAAUACCAGGCGGAAUGUUCCCAGUUCAAAGCCAAGCUCGUGAGCCUGGAGGAGCUGAAGAGGCAGGCGGAGCUGGAUGGGAAGUCAGCGAAGCAAAACCUGGACAAGUGCUACGGCCAAAUAAAAGAACUCAAUGAGAAGAUCACCCGGCUGACUUACGAGAUUGAAGACGAGAAGCGGAGGAGGAAGGCCGUGGAAGACAGGUUUGACCAACAGAAGAGUGACUAUGACCAGCUGCAGAAGGCCAGGCAGUGUGAGAAGGAGAGCCUUGGCUGGCAGAAAAUGGAGUCUGAGAAGGCCAUCAAGGAGAAGGAGUACGAAAUAGAAAGGUUGAGAGUUCUUCUGCAGGAGGAGGGCGCCCGGAAGAGAGAAUAUGAAAAUGAGCUGGCAAAGGUAAGAAACCACUAUAAUGAGGAGAUGAGUAAUUUAAGGAACAAGUAUGAAACAGAGAUUAACAUUACGAAGACCACCAUCAAGGAGAUAUCCAUGCAGAAAGAGGAUGAUUCCAAAAAUCUGAGAAACCAGCUUGACCGCCUCUCGAGGGAAAAUCGAGACCUGAAGGAUGAAAUCGUCAGGCUCAAUGACAGCAUCCUGCAGACCACUGAGCAGCGGCGGCGGGCUGAGGAAGACGCCCUGCAGCAGAAGGCCUGUGGCUCGGAGAUGCUGCAAAAGAAGCAGCAUCUGGAGAUCGAGCUGAAGCAGGUCAUCCAGCAGCGCUCUGAGGACAACGCAAGACACAAGCAGUCCCUGGAGGAGGCUGCAAAGACCAUUCAGGACAAAAACAAGGAGAUUGAGAGACUCAAAGCUGAGUUUCAGGAGGAGGCCAAGCGCCGCUGGGAAUAUGAGAAUGAACUGGCUAAGGUAAGAAACAAUUACGAUGAGGAAAUCAUUAGCUUAAAGAACCAGUUCGAGACGGAGAUCAACGUCACCAAGACAACCAUCCACCAGCUCACCAUGCAGAAGGAAGAGGACACCAGUGGCUACCGAGCCCAGAUCGACAACCUCACCAGAGAAAACCGCAGCCUGUGUGAAGAAGUAAAGCGGCUGAAGAACACGUUGGCCCAGACCACGGAGACUCUCCGGAGGGUGGAGGAAAACGCCCAGCAGCAGAAGGCCACCGGCACCGAGGUGUCACAGAGGAAACAGCAGCUGGAGAUCGAGCUGAGGCAGGUCACUCAGAUGCGCACCGAGGAGAGCGUGCGAUACAAGCAGUCAUUGGAUGAUGCUGCCAAGACGAUCCAGGACAAAAACAAGGAGAUAGAAAGGUUAAAGCAGCUGAUAGAGACGGAAACCAGCACGAGGAAGUGCCUGGAAGAGGAGAACGUGAAGUUGCAAAGGGCCCAGUAUGAGCUGCAGAAAGCGAACAGCAGUGCGACCGAGACGAUCGGCAAGCUGAAGGUUCAGGAGCAAGAGCUCACGCGCCUGAGGCUCGACUACGAGAGGGUCUCCCAGGAGAGGGCUGUGAGGGACCAGGACAUCGUGCGGUUCCAGGGCUCUCUGAAGGACCUGCAGCUGCAGAAGCAGAAGGUGGAAGAGGAGCUGAGCCGGCUGAGGAGGGCCGCCUCAGAAGACUCGUCGAAAAGGAAGAAGCUGGAGGAUGAGCUGGAAGGCAUGAGGAGGUCUCUGAAGGAGCAGGCAAUAAAAAUCACCAGCCUGACGCAGCAGCUGGAGCAGGCGUCCAUCGUCAAGAAACGCAGUGAGGACGACCUCCGGCAGCAGAGGGAAGUGCUGGACGGCCACCUGAGGGAUAAGCAGAGGACCCAGGAGGAGCUCCGAAGGCUCUCCUCUGAGGUCGAGGCCCUGAGGCGGCAGUUGCUUCAGGAGCAGGAAAGUGUCAAACAGGCUCACCUGAGGAAUGAGCAUUUCCAGAAGGCGAUAGAGGAUAAGAGCAGAAGCUUGAAUGAAAGCAAAAUCGAAAUCGAGAGGCUGCAGUGUCUCACAGAGAACCUGACCAAGGAGCACUUGAUGCUGGAGGAAGAGCUUCGGAACCUGAGGCUGGAGUACGACGACCUCAGGAGGAGCCGGAGUGAGGCGGAUAGUGACAAAAACACGACCAUCUCUGAACUCAGGAGCCAGCUGCAGAUCAGCAACAACCGGACCCUGGAACUGCAGGGGCUGAUUAAUGAUUUACAGAGAGAGAGGGAAAAUUUGAGACAGGAAAUUGAGAAAUUCCAAAAGCAGGCUUUAGAGGCAUCUAACAGGAUUCAGGAAUCAAAGAACCAGUGCACUCAGGUGGUGCAGGAAAGAGAGAGCCUUCUGGUGAAGAUCAAAGUUCUGGAGCAGGACAAGAGCAGGCUGCAGAGGCUGGAGGAUGAGCUCACUCGCCUGAAGACAACGCUGGAGGCGGAAAGCAGGCUGAAACAACGCCUGGAGUGUGAGAAACAGCAAAUCCAGAAUGACCUCAAUCAGUGGAAAACCCAGUAUUCCCGCAAGGAAGAGACCAUUAGGAAGAUCGAGUCGGAGAGAGAAAAAAGCGAGAGAGAGAAGAACAGCUUCAGGAGCGAGAUGGAGAGACUGCAGGCAGAGAUCAAGAGGAUCGAGGAGCGGUACAGGCGCAAAUUGGAGGAUUCCACCCGGGAGACGCAGUCGCAGUUGGAAACAGAGCGCUCCCGCCUCCAGAGGGAAAUUGACAAGCUCAAGCAGCGCCCCUACGGGUCCCAUCGGGAGACCCAGACUGAGUACGAGUGGACCGUUGACUCCUCCAAGCUGGUGUUUGAUGGACUGAGGAAGAAGGUGACGGCCAUGCAGCUCUACGAGUGCCAGCUGAUUGACAAAACAACCUUGGACAAGCUGUUGAAGGGGAAAAAGUCAGUGGAAGAAGUUGCCUCUGAAAUCCAGCCUUUCCUUCGGGGUGCAGGAGCUAUUGCUGGGGCAUCUGCUUCCCCCAAGGAGAAGUACUCUCUGGUGGAGGCCAAGAGAAAGAAACUAAUCACCCCAGAAUCCACAGUCAUGCUCCUGGAGGCCCAGGCAGCUACAGGGGGUAUAAUCGACCCCCACAGGAAUGAGAAGCUGACUGUGGACAAUGCAAUCGCUCGGGACCUCAUUGACUUCGAUGACCGUCAGCAGAUAUACACCGCAGAGAAAGCUGUCACUGGUUUUGACGAUCCGUUUUCGGGCAAGACAGUCUCGGUUUCGGAAGCCAUCAAGAAAAAUCUGAUCGACAGAGAAACCGGAAUGCGCCUGCUGGAGGCCCAGAUUGCUUCAGGGGGUGUGGUGGACCCCGUGAAUAGUGUCUUUCUGCCAAAAGAUGUAGCGUUGGCCCGUGGGCUGAUUGACAGAGAUUUGUAUCGGUCCCUGAAUGAUCCCCGAGAUAGUCAGAAAAACUUUGUGGAUCCAGUCACCAAAAAGAAAGUCAGUUACAUGCAGCUGAGGGAACGGUGCAGAAUCGAACCACACACUGGUCUGCUCUUGCUGUCAGUGCAGAAGAGAAGUAUGUCCUUCCAAGGAAUCAGACAACAGGUGACCGUCUCUGAGCUGGUAGAUUCCGGUAUAUUGAGACCAUCCACUGUAAAUGAACUGGAAUCAGGUCAGAUUUCUUAUGAUGAGGUUGGUGAGAGAAUUAAAGACUUCCUUCAGGGUUCAAGUUGCAUAGCAGGCAUAUACAAUGAGACCACGAAGCAGAAGCUUGGCAUUUAUGAGGCCAUGAAAAUUGGCUUGGUCCGACCUGGUACUGCUCUGGAGUUGCUGGAAGCCCAAGCAGCCACUGGCUUUAUAGUGGAUCCUGUUAGCAACUUGAGGUUACCGGUGGAGGAAGCCUACAAAAGAGGCCUGGUGGGCAUUGAGUUCAAAGAGAAGCUCCUAUCUGCAGAACGAGCGGUCACCGGGUAUAAUGAUCCUGAAACAGGAAACAUCAUCUCUUUGUUCCAAGCCAUGAACAAGGAACUCAUUGAAAAGGGCCAUGGCAUUCGUUUAUUGGAAGCGCAGAUCGCGACAGGCGGGAUCAUAGACCCGAAGGAGAGCCAUCGUUUGCCAGUUGACAUGGCCUACAAGAGGGGCUACUUUAAUGAGGAGCUCAGUGAGAUUCUCUCAGAUCCAAGUGAUGAUACGAAAGGAUUUUUUGACCCCAACACAGAAGAAAAUCUUACCUAUCUGCAACUAAAAGAAAGAUGUAUCAAGGAUGAGGAGACAGGGCUCUGUCUUCUGCCGCUGAAAGAAAAGAAGAAAGAGGUGCAGACAUCACAAAAGAAUACUCUCAGGAAGCGUAGAGUGGUCAUCGUUGACCCAGAAACCAACAAGGAGAUGUCUGUUCAGGAGGCCUACAAGAAGGGCCUGAUAGAUUAUGAAACCUUCAGAGAACUGUGUGAGCAGGAGUGUGAGUGGGAAGAAAUAACCAUCACUGGGUCCGACGGCUCCACCAGGGUGGUCCUGGUAGAUAGGAAGACAGGCAGUCAGUAUGAUAUUCAAGACGCUAUUGACAAGGGCCUCAUUGACAGGAAGUUCUUUGAUCAGUACCGAUCCGGCAGCCUCAGCCUCACUCAGUUUGCUGAUAUGAUCUCCUUGAAAAACGGUGUCGGUGGCAACAGCAGUGGUAUAGGGGGUGGUGUCAGUGAUGAUGUGUUUAGCAACUCGCGACACGAGUCAGUAAGUAAGAUUUCUACCAUCUCCAGUGUCAGGAACAUAACCAUCAGGAGCAGCUCUCUGUCCGACCCCCUGGAAGAAUCAAGCCCCAUUGCAGCCAUCUUUGACACAGAAAACCUAGAGAAGAUCUCCAUUACAGAAGGAAUAGAGCGGGGCAUUGUCGAUAGCAUCACUGGUCAGAGGCUUCUGGAGGCUCAGGCCUGCACGGGUGGCAUCAUCCACCCAACCAGCGGUCAGAAGCUGUCACUUCAGGACGCAGCCUCCCAGGGCCUGAUUGACCAAGAUAUGGCCACCAGGCUGAAGCCCGCCCAGAAAGCCUUCAUUGGCUUUGAAGGCGUGAAGGGAAAGAAGAAGAUGUCAGCAGCAGAGGCAGUAAAAGAAAAAUGGCUCCCCUAUGAGGCAGGUCAGCGCUUCCUGGAGUUCCAGUACCUCACUGGAGGCCUUGUUGACCCGGAAGUGCAUGGGAGGAUAAGCACAGAAGAAGCCAUCAGGAAGGGGUUCAUCGAUGGCAGAGCAGCUCAGAGGCUGCAAGACACCAGUAGCUAUGCCAAAAUCCUGACCUGCCCCAAAACCAAGUUAAAAAUAUCCUAUAAGGAUGCCAUGAAUCGCUCCAUGGUGGAAGAUAUCACUGGCCUUCGCCUUCUGGAGGCUGCCUCUGUUUCAUCUAAGGGCUUGCCUAGCCCUUAUAACAUGUCUUCUGCCCCAGGUUCCCGCUCAGGAUCCCGCUCCGGCUCUCGCUCUGGAUCCCGCUCCGGCUCUCGCUCUGGUUCCCGCAGUGGGUCCCGGAGAGGAAGCUUUGAUGCAACCGGGAAUUCUUCCUACUCUUACUCCUACUCCUUUAGCAGUAGCUCUAUUGGGCACUAGUAGUCAGUUAGUUGCUAUUUCCUUGGCUUCAUUUAUGUGAAUUUUCACUUUACUAAAUACUUUACUAAAAGAAAACCUAGUGCUUGCAGUAUAGUGAUAGAGCUUUCUAUGAUUAAGAAGACAUAACCUUGGUUGAAAUCAAAUAGUAAAGUCUAUUCUGGCUUUUUAUCUUCUUAGCUCACCCGAAGUACGUAACACACUGGAUGUAGUGUGUAUGAAGUGACAAUCAGUUGUAAGGAUAGCACAAAUUGAAUCUAGAGUUUGUUCCUUCUGUGUUUAGAUUUUUGAUCGAUUCUUGUACUUCUUUUGGCCUAUAAUACAGAUUUCUGUUCUUGGAGAUGAAAUUAAGUUGAUCAUGGAUACUUUAGUCAUCAUUCUGUUUUUCAUCUAAAUAUUUCCAUUUUCUGUAUUAGGAGAAAAUUCUCUCUCCCAUUCUCCCUAGAAUACUCCACCCCAAACCCAAACAUUUUGGAAUGAGUCUCCUUUAGUUUUAGAUUGUGGAUUGUGUAACCUAUAUAUUCUUACAUGCACCUGUUUGGUUCAGCAUUAAUUUGACUAUAUGUGAGUGAUAGCAGCAAUCUUUGCUUCUCUUUGGUCAAAGUUUUCUGUUUAUUUUGCUUGUCAUUUACUAUGUACUUUAAAAAGGUGUCUUUAUGAAGUUUGCUAUUCUGGCAAUAAACUUUUCGACUUUUCAA